CUUUCUGAGUUCUCUCUUCUGUUGAAAGAGUCACGUUGAAGAGGAUUUGGAGCCAUUACCUUUGGGGUUGGGGGGGAGGAAGGGAGAAGUGAGUGAAGGAGAGCAAGGGAAGAGGGAGGCACGCUGACAAGGCCAGGCGGAGAAGAGAAGUUGCAGAAUGAUUUUGGGUAGCAUUAACCGGACGGGGGCCAUCCCAGCGUUCCUGCGAACGCCCACCGUGAUCCAGCCCCACCUGGACAUGAAGCCCUUCCUGCAGUUCCCCAUGGACACCCCACCUCCCCCAAGCAUCAGCCUCUUCCACAAUUUCAGCACAAUGGACCCAGUUCAGAAGGCCGUGAUCAACCACACCUUCGGAGUCCCGCUGGUCAAGACCAAGCGUCCAAUCAUCUCCUGUAAUGUAUGCCAGAUCCGCUUCAAUUCCGAGAGCCAGGCCGAGGCCCACUACAAGGGCAACCGACAUGCCAGGAGGGUAAAGGGCAUCGAGACCUCCAAGAGCCGCCCCCAGGAAAUCGACAAGGCCCCGCCUGCCCCCACCGCCUCCCCCUCACCCAUGGGGGCAACGCCGUCUGGCUCCGAGGCUGAUCCCAGCAAGUCAGAUGAAAUGCCCCAGCUACUCCCACAGCUAAAUGGGCCCCAACUGGCCACUGGCUCCCUCCUCCACUCUGCCCAUCCCACCCCAGACUCCACCCUCCUCCCUGUUUGCCCUCCCCUGGCACCUCCCACUGUCCCUGUGUUGCCCUCCUCCUCCUCCGCUCCAGGCUGUGGCACCCCUCAUCCUGAUCAGGGAAGCCCCUCCCCAGGGGUCCCUGGAGGCCCUGCUCUAGGAUCCGUUGGGGGACCUGCCCCAGCCUCUGCCCUUCCGGAGUCUGAAGAGGACAAAGCCAAGAAGCUGCUGUACUGUUCACUGUGCAAAGUGGCCGUCAACUCACUCUCACAGCUGGAGGCCCACAACAAAGGUACCAAACACAAGACCAUCCUAGAGGCCCGGAGCGGUCUUGGCCCCAUCAAGGCAUACCCCCGCCUGGGCCCCAAGUUUGGCGGGGAGCAAGCAGGAGGGGCAGCCGACCCCAACACUCAGGAACGCACCUUCCACUGUGAGAUCUGCAAUGUUAGGGUGAACUCUGAGCUGCAACUAAAACAGCACAUAUCGAGUCGGAGGCAUCGGGACGGAGUGGCUGGGAAGCCAAACCCCCUGCUCAGUCGGCACAAGAAGCACAGGACCACGGAUCUGACGGCUACUCUGCCCUUCUCAAAGGACCUCUCCAAGGCCUUGGGUGCUGGUCUCUUGCCCAGUCCCUUGGCAGUUGCCGCGGCGAUGGCAGCCGCUGCCUCCUCAAACCCAUUGGCUCUCCGUGCAGCAGGCCCGGCACCACACCCACACCCACAUCUAUUGCAAGGCCCACCCCUCAGCCAUGCCCUCUUGAGACCUGCUCCUGGGCCCAUCCGCACCUCCCACGGGCCAAUCCUCUUUUCCCCUUACUGACAUCCCCUCCAGCUUCAGCCCUUCAGGGGCAGCACCUCCAA
Messenger RNA from Megalops cyprinoides (Indo-Pacific tarpon), 1524 nucleotides. Its product is annotated as zinc finger protein 385A-like. Gene Ontology annotation, cellular component: nucleus. Gene Ontology annotation, molecular function: zinc ion binding; nucleic acid binding. The record is from RefSeq and is a predicted model, not a curated record. The coding region runs from base 158 to 1483 and encodes 441 amino acids. The transcript is spliced from 8 exons. NCBI's taxonomy places the organism in Eukaryota, Metazoa, Chordata, Actinopteri, Elopiformes, Megalopidae.